AUGGAGGAGGUUUUUAGUGGCAUCAAGCAUGCCUUCGACUACCUUUUCCUCACGCGAGCUCAGCGUGGCCUAUUGGAUGAAUAUGAAUGUUUCUGGGCUGAGGAAAAAACGGGAAUUGUGGAGUAUUGUAUAUCCUCCUUCGAGGAUAAAGUGAAAUCGGAAUACCGUCACCGUGUUGAUAUCCUCAACAUAAUCGAAAAGAUACGAUACUAUUUGUCUAAAAAAGACAAAGAGAUGAAGCAAGUUAAAAAAGCAACGGCGGCGGCAGCAGCAGCAGCAGCUACAACAGAAAAGGAGAAAGCCGCCAGUAAAUGGGUGGAGGCCGCCGCGGCAUGGGCGGUGACCCUGCGCGGCGGGCCGAGUGACCCCAGUGCCGGCCCCCAACACCACCAACGCCGCCGACGCCCGCGGCCACACCAAAAGGUCAAACUUAAGGCCAGGAGGGCGGAGAAACGCAGGCAGGCAAGAGAGAAGGAGAAGGAGGAGAAGGAGACGAAGGAGAAGGAGAAGGAGAGGCCAGAGGAGGAGGAGAAUAAGGGGAUGGAUAUCCCAUUUAGACAAAAUUAA
This is a messenger RNA of Trichophyton rubrum CBS 118892, 567 nucleotides long. RefSeq lists its product as uncharacterized. The transcript has 2 exons. The coding region runs from base 1 to 567 and encodes 188 amino acids. Lineage: Eukaryota; Fungi; Ascomycota; Eurotiomycetes; Onygenales; Arthrodermataceae. The record is from RefSeq and is a predicted model, not a curated record.